Messenger RNA from Ahaetulla prasina, 3855 nucleotides. RefSeq lists its product as uncharacterized. Gene Ontology annotation, biological process: DNA integration. The record is from RefSeq and is a predicted model, not a curated record. Lineage: Eukaryota; Metazoa; Chordata; Lepidosauria; Squamata; Colubridae. The transcript is spliced from 3 exons. The coding region runs from base 1 to 3855 and encodes 1284 amino acids. Gene Ontology annotation, molecular function: nucleic acid binding; zinc ion binding; RNA-DNA hybrid ribonuclease activity.
AUGGCCUUUAUUUCACAAAGCGCCCCAGAUAUUAGGAAAAAACUCCAGAAACUCGAAGGGGCAUUGGGCAAGCCACUGAGUGAAUUGAUGGAGGUCGCUAGAAAGGUUUUUGUUAACCGGGAAGUUCGUGAAGAACAAAAGAAGGACCAGAGGAUGCAAAAGAAGGCUGAAUUGUUGGCGGCUGCCAUGAUGAGUGGACCCAGAGAUGGCAGAGGUCUCCGGGGCCGAGGGACGGGAAGGACUUUGGGGCCUAAUCAAUGUGGCAUAUGUAAACAGGAAGGCCAUUGGAAAGGUGAAUGUCCCAAUAAGGAAGAUUUUGCCCGUCCUAGUAGCCGCCCCUGGAGUCCCCCUACUGGAUUGCGAGGUGUUCGAAGAGGUCCUCAAAGGGGUCGAGGUCGCCGUGGCCUAUUCCCGAGAUCUCCCCUCCUCGGGGGCCACACCAUUAGUCAUCAAUUUGUUUAUAUGCCAGACUGCCCUAUGCCUCUUUUGGGUCGUGACUUACUUUGUAAAUUGCGGGCGCAAAUCUCCUUUUCAGACGAUGGCUCAAUGCAUUUGAAAUAUGGCAAAGUUAAUCUGGAUAUUCCCCGGGAGGAAGUGUGGAGAUUGAUGGUGGCCGUGGACGCCCCGCAGGGUGGGAAGUGGAUGGACUUUGCUGUUCCCCACCUGUGGGCGGAAGAUAAUCCUCCAGGUUUUGCUGGCCACCAUCCUCCUAUUGUGAUUGAGGAAAUUCCCCGAAGGAAUCCAGUCCGAAUUCGUCAAAGAGCCUAUCCCAGACACAUUGUCGCGUCCAUUCAGAAAGUUAUUGAGCCUUACCUUACUUACGGCAUUCUGAUACCAAUAGACUCGCCAUGGAACACUCCCAUUUUACCAAUCCCAAAAGGAGAUGGCCACUUUAGGAUGGCGCAGGAUUUGAGGCGCGUGAAUGACGCAACUGUUACCAUCCACGCAACCGUGCCCAACCCAUAUGUUCUUUUGGGACUAAUACCCCCUACUGCUUCUUGGUUUUCGGUCAUCGAUUUAAAAGACGCUUUCUUCACAAUACCUAUUCACCACCAAUCUCAGCACUUGUUUGCCUUUGAAUGGGAAAGCCCUAUAACCGGACGGAAACAACAAUAUACCUGGACUCGUUUACCACAGGGGUUUAAGAAUUCUCCCACACUGUUUGGGGCUGCACUUGCUCGGGAUUUGGAGGCUUUGGAGAUCCCUCCUCCUGAUGUUGUCUUACAAUAUGUUGAUGAUCUCCUUGUGACUGGGACUUCUGAAGACGUUUGCUGGGAGAACACUUCCCUUUUACUACAUCUUUUACAGGACUUGGGUUACAAGGCCUCCAAGAAGAAGGCCCAGUUGGUUUUACCCAAGGUCCGGUAUUUGGGUUAUGAUAUUCAGCAGGGCAGCCGCACCUUGGCCCAUGAGCGAAAGGAAGCUAUUUGUCAAUUGCCAGUUCCUAAGAAUCGCAAGGAGCUGCGGGGUUUUUUGGGGGCAGCCGGUUUCUGUCGAAUCUGGAUUCCCAAUUUCGCCAUUCUGGCCAAACCAUUAUAUGAAGCCACCAAAGGGGCGGAUAAGGAACCAUUGAAGUGGGAGAAAGGGGAACAACAAAGUUUCACCAAUUUGAAGCUCGCUUUAACUCAAGCACCUACUCUUGCCCUGCCUGACUUGGAGAAACCUUUUCAACUUUUUGUCGACACGAAACAAAACAUGGCAGUUGGUGUGCUCACGCAGAGGAUGGGGACAUGGUUUCGCCCCGUCGCGUACCUGUCUAAGCAGUUGGACAAUGUUGCGAACGGGUGGCCCACCUGUUUGAAGGCAGUUGCGGGGGCAGCCCUUCUCACGCACGAGGCCAAUAAGUUGACCUUUGGCCAUGACUUAGAAAUUCAUACUCCACAUACUUUACGUGCUGUGUUGGACAAUAAGGGACACCUUUGGCUUACUAACCCCCGAAUGUUAAAAUAUCAAGCUAUGCUUACUCAUAACCCUUCAAUUCGCCUGGUGCAUUCUAAUGUAUUGAAUCCGGCCACCCUGCUUCCGGAACCUGACUCGCAGGCGUCCCAUGAUUGCCUGCAGACGAUUGAGGAGACUUUCUCGAGUCGCCCGGACUUGAAAGAUGUGCCCCUUGUUAAUCCGGACUACACGCUUUACACUGAUGGUUCAAGUUUUCUUCAUGAUGGUGUUCGGAAGGCUGGAUAUGCCGUCGUGACACUGGAGGAUGUUUGGGAGGCUCAACCACUGCCCCCUGGCACUAGUGCCCAAUUGGCUGAACUACACGCCUUAACGAGGGCCCUUGAAAUGUCCUAUGAUUUGCGGGUCAACAUCUAUACGGACUCUAAGUAUGCUUUUCUAACUGUCCAAGUUCAUGGGGCCCUUUAUAAAGAGCGGGGAAUGUUAACAGCAGGUGGCAAGGAUAUAAAAUAUGGAUCUCACAUUCUGCGGCUCCUAGACAGUGUAUGGGCUCCCCGAGAAGUUGCAAUAAUGCAUUGUAGAGGUCAUCAGAAAGGGGUUUCUGAUAUUGAUCGUGGUAAUAAUAAGGCUGAUCGCACCGCCCGCUCUGUUGCUCUUGCAUUUUUGCUAUCUCAGACUCUUUGUCCCUUGUGGACGCCUCCGUCCACGACAUCCCCGUCGUAUACUCCAGUGGAAGUGACUCAGGCUAAAUCGUUAGAGGCCUCCUUGGUUGUGUUGGCGUGGGACGUUGCUUCUUCCUUGCAUCAACAACUACAUUUGGGGAAGUCUGCCUUAGCACAAGCCUUGCUCCGAGAGGUGUAUAUUGAUAAGGUCCACAGUUUGGCAACUAAUGUGGUUCUUCGGUGUUCUACUUGUGCCGCCAACAAUCCUCGGCAGGGACCCUCUUUGCCCCAGGGCCACCAACCUAAGGGCUGUUAUCCCUUUGAGUCCCUCAUGAUCGACUUUACAGACAUGCCACGAUCAGGGUCUUAUACUGCUAUGUUAGUUAUUGUUUGUACCUAUACCGGCUGGCCUGAGGCUAUUCCCACUAGAACGAAAAAGGCGGCUGAGGUUACGAAGGCCUUACUUCAAGUUGUAAUUCCACGUUAUGGCCUUCCGACACGCAUCUCAUCUGAUAAUGGCCCUGAAUUUAUUCACCAGGCAACUCAGAAGAUUUCUCGUAUGUUGGGUAUCAACUGGAGAUUGCACUGUAGUUUCCAUCCGUGUUCUGGAGGCUUUGUUGAAAGGUUUAAUCGAACCAUUAAGGAUAAGAUAGCUAAAAUUUGUCAAGAGACUCAUCUUAAGUGGCCGGAUGCACUCAACAUGGCCCUUCUUGCUGUUCGUUGUGCACCUCGUAAGACCCUCAAUGUUUCCCCUUUUGAACUUUUAUAUGGCAGAAUCCCGAAUCUGGUUGCUCCUACAGGCCUUCAUUUGACGACUCCUCAGUUGGGUGAUACUCUCAAAUGGAAACAAUUGCAAGCCCUUAAUGCCAUGGUCCGCCGUUUGCAGACGUAUGUGUUGUCUUGUCGUCCCCAUGUUAUUGUCACUCCAGUUCAUAAUAUUAAACCUGGCCAAGAGGUGUGGGUCAAACAUUGGAAGCAGGAGCCUUUGGCCCCUAAGUGGAAAGGACCGUAUACUGUUGUUAUGUCUUCUCCCCUUGCUGUUAAGGUUGCUGAGGUCAAGUCGUGGAUCCACUGGACACGCGUGAAAUUGGCUGCUCCUGGUUCCUGGUCCGUCACCGCUGAUCCGGCACGUCCCUUGAAGUUGGCUUUUCGUAAGGCUCCCUCUCGCCCGGCUCGUCUUCGCCCCGCAGUUGACAUCUCCCCUGUGGGUAUCACUCCGGAAGCUGAUACUUGCACGGGCCACUACAAUCUUCGUUCCGGUGCUCGCUCCGGUGACAAACAUGGACUCCGCUUCUAG